Molecule: messenger RNA, 1285 nt
Organism: Diospyros lotus (date-plum)
Lineage: Eukaryota; Viridiplantae; Streptophyta; Magnoliopsida; Ericales; Ebenaceae
Product: protein FANTASTIC FOUR 1
Exons: 1
Coding region: 268-1131 (287 amino acids)
Source: RefSeq, a predicted model, not a curated record
GCUAGCUCCAUACAACACCCCCCCACUCUUUCUCUCUCCUCACUUUCGAGGACUACAAAUUCAGGCCUCGUCCUCAGUUAUCCGCCAUGCUAAAUCUCUUCAAACCCAUAUCCGUCUCCUCCCUCUCAAUCUCAAACCCACAAAACUGUUCAUUUCGAUCCAAACCCACAAAUUCCCUCUUCUAGUUUCCCCCCUCUGCUUCUGCUCUGCUAAUUAUAGCAUCAUCAGAAGCUUUGAUUUAUUGUUUCUUAUUCUAACAAUAUUACCAUGUCUAAAGUAGUUUUUAAAUCUUGUCUUGAGAUCCAGCAGCAGCAGCAGCAGCUCAUGGAAACAAGAACCCUGAAGCUCAAACUGGCUUCCCCAAAGCCAUCCUUCUUUGAAUCCUUCGGCGAAGAGAAGUCCCAUUAUCCAGAAACCUCGUCGUGCUAUGUUCAUCCUAUGGCCAAGAGAUCUCUAUCCCAGCUCAGCCACAAAAGCCUGGAGCUUUGUACCGAAAACUUGGGCUCUGAAACUGGAAGCGAUAUCUGUGAAAGCAGCAUUUUUUCGAUCUCUUCACCGGUCGGAGAAAUUAGUCCAGCGAAGGCACGGCAGGAGAUGGAGUCCAGCAGGAAAGAAAUAAAGAAUUCUCGCAGUUUCCCGCCGCCAUUGACCACGAUGGUCGGCGGCUCAAGCUCCCUGCAAGUCAGGCCUCACCGGGUCGACGGCAGACUGGUCAUCGAAGCCGUUGAGGUCCCGCCGGCGCACACUCAUCUUCAAGCUGAAAGAAUCCAUGGCCGCCUCAGGCUAAGCUUUUGGAAAGAUUGCAGUUCUAGUGAAGAAGAUGAAGAAGCUGAAACCGAAAAUAAUGAAGCUAGUCACGAAGAAGAAGAAGAAGAAGAAGAAGAAGAAGAAGAUGCUAUUGCAGAAACAGAUGAGUUGUUCGAAUUCGAAUUCCACGAAGAAGAAGAAGAAGAAGAAGAAGGUGAAGGAAGGGAUGUAAAUGGAAAGUGGGAGGACAUGGAAGGGAAUAGUUUGGAAGUCGGGGUUGAAAUGGGAAUUAAAGAAAAGUUUCAAAGACCAAGCAGGUGCAAGGACGGACGGCCUGACGGCAAACGGAUAUAUAGGGUGCCCUUUUGGGUGGCUACUUCCUAAAGCCUCCAAUUUGUAGCCCUUUUUUGCCCUUUUCCCCCAUUUGUCAUUUACCCUUUUUGUCCCCCUUUGUUUUUUAAUUAAUUCCCUCUCUUUCCAUUAAUGCUUACACCGGUAGUUUUUAUCGUUACUCAGCUUCUCUCUCUCUCUCUCUCUC